Ctenopharyngodon idella (grass carp) is the source of this 4536-nucleotide messenger RNA. RefSeq names its product mitogen-activated protein kinase 9 (gene mapk9). The coding region runs from base 314 to 1579 and encodes 421 amino acids. The transcript has 12 exons. Lineage: Eukaryota; Metazoa; Chordata; Actinopteri; Cypriniformes; Xenocyprididae. Gene Ontology annotation, molecular function: JUN kinase activity; ATP binding. Gene Ontology annotation, biological process: JNK cascade; protein phosphorylation. Gene Ontology annotation, cellular component: cytoplasm; nucleus. The record is from RefSeq and is a predicted model, not a curated record.
CCAGCGAGAGAGAGAGAGAGAGAGAGAGAGAGGCGUCGAAAAAUAACUGUCCCACCAACCUCCGCCCCUGCAGUCAUGCCACACUCUGGACUUCACUGUCAAGCCUCUUAAAAGAGAGGAAAAUCUGACUUAACCAUCAUCCCGGCUGACGGUGUUUAAUGUGGAAGCGAUAAACGCCGACACUUCCGCGGUCCAGAGGAUCUGUUUGCUGGCGUGCCUGCGUGUGUAUGUAUGCAUGGGAGUGAACUGGAGAAAGCGAGGAGAAGAAGAAGAGGAGGUUUGAUUUGUCUCACGGCACUCAGUGGGAGGAGUCAUGACCGAGGGGGAGGGACAGUUUUACAGCGUGCAGGUGGGUGACUCCACCUUCACGGUGCUCAGGAGGUACCAGCAGCUCCGCGCCAUCGGAUCCGGUGCCCAGGGUAUCGUCUGCUCUGCUCUGGACACCGUACUUGGCAUCCCUGUUGCUGUGAAGAAACUGAGCCGGCCCUUUCAGAACCAGACCCAUGCGAAGAGGGCCUACAGGGAGCUGGUUCUGCUCAAGUGUGUUAAUCACAAGAAUAUCAUCCGUUUGCUUAACGUCUUCACACCACAGAAGUCAUUAGAAGAGUUCCAGGAUUUGUACUUGGUGAUGGAGCUGAUGGACGCUAGCCUUUGUCAGGUAAUCCACAUGGACCUGGAUCAUGAGAGGAUGUCUUACCUGCUCUACCAGAUCCUGUGUGGCAUCAGACAUCUACACUCAGCUGGCAUCAUUCACAGGGAUCUGAAGCCCAGUAACAUAGUAGUGAAGUCCGACUGCACUUUAAAGAUUUUAGACUUUGGGCUGGCCAGAACCGCCUGCACUAACUUCAUGAUGACACCCUACGUAGUGACCAGAUAUUAUAGAGCGCCGGAGGUCAUCCUGGGCAUGAAAUACAAGGAGAAUGUGGAUAUCUGGUCAGUCGGCUGCAUCAUGGGUGAGAUGGUCAAAGGGAGCGUCAUAUUCCAGGGCACUGAUCAUAUUGACCAGUGGAAUAAGGUGAUUGAGAUACUAGGAACUCCGUCGCUGGAGUUUAUGAACCGUUUGAUGGAGACUGUAAGGAACUACGUGAUGAACAAACCUCAGUUUCCUGGAGUCAGUUUUAAUGAGCUUUUUCCCGAUUGGGCCUUCCCGUCAGAGACCGAGCACGACAAGAUCAAAACUAGUCAAGCACGAGACCUGCUGUCCAAGAUGCUGGUAAUCGACCCAGAAAGCCGCAUCUCUGUGCAGGAGGCCCUCAGUCACCCUUACAUCCACGUGUGGUACGACCCAGCCGAGGCAGAUGCGCCUCCUCCGCAGAUAUCAGACAAGCAGUUGGAGGAGCGGGAACACAGCAUCGAGCAGUGGAAAGAGUUGAUUUAUAAAGAAGUAAUGGACUGGGAGGAGAGAAACAAGAAUGGAGUCCUGAAAGAGGACUGUUUAGAUGGUACAGUGAACAGCAGCGCCACUGCCUCCCAGUCGUCCUCUAUUAACGACAUCUCGUCCAUGUCGACGGAGCAGACACUGGCCUCAGACACUGACAGCUCCUGCAUCGACACUCUCACGGGGCCGUUAGAAGAGUGAAUCAAGUGACUUCCACCUCCCCUCUUCUCGCUCGUCACAUCCCUCUCCCUCGCCAGUGUGCCGUGCCGUGGUCUUGACUGAAGAGAAACUGUGGCUGCACGUUCAUACAGCUGCAAGUUUACACUCAUAAUCAUUCAUUCUUGCUUUUUUCCCCUCUGUCCCAUCUCACAUAUACAAACAUUCAUGGAAUAUUCACUUUUAGACAUGUCUGUUUUGGCUAAAGCUCACCCACAUCAACUUAAUUCUGUCGCUAUUGAUCAAAAAAUCUUUAUCCAUUUUUUUUUAAUUUUUUUUUAUGUUAACUGCAUCUUUGCAGUUUUACUUUUAGAUUUUAAAAAUAACUCUUUAUAAAUGGGCAGAUAGGUAAUAGGUUUAUGCAUUAAUGCAUUCAUAUUUCACUUCAUAUAAACUAAUAUUAAUUACCAUCUUAUCCAUCUAGUGGAGUUAUUGUUAUUGCAGAAGCAUGUGUGAUAUCUGGAUUUAUCCCUGUCAUUUAUGUCCUCUCUCUCUGUGCGAUGUAGCUUUUAUUACUGUUCAUUUCAUCACCUAAAAGAAGCACAGAUAUAAAUUCUGACAAAUUUAUAGCUAGUCAGCCCAACUGGAACAAGUUCCACUUACAAGUAUUGCUGCAUGAUAACAAAGAACACUUACUAGACAGACAAUUUAACUUCAGAUCACUGAAAUAUGCCUAAACGCAUCUAGAAACAGAACAAUAGUGCCUGCCUCUGUACAUAGUCACCAUACACCCAUUUUAAAAGACAACCUAAUGAUGCAUUUCAGUUGGAUAGGGUGUAGUCGUGUAUAUAUACGUACAUAGAUUUUGUGUAAAUGUUCUGAUUUUAAUUUGUGUUGUGGAAACAUUUUUACAGCUUCUGAAUAUGAUUUAGCAUAUGUACUGUAAAACAAACUAUGUAGAUGGAACUUGAAAUUGAUUUUAAAAGAAAAUUGCACAUAGAGGUUUCAAAGAGCAUAUUCUGUUUAAAAUGAAAAAUAAAAAAUUGCAUCUAGAUCUGAGAUGGCAAACUGGAUGCAAUAUCCCAAUCAAAGCCCCUGUUCCUCAUCAUUCCAAGAGUAAUUAAUCACUGCUGGCAAGUUCAUGACAUAUCUCGUAAGAUUGUACAUUUUAAUUGCAUGAGCUAAUGCAAACCAUUGCCUUUUUUAAUCUCCUCAAAACUUGAAAAGCCCACAAGAAUGUUGUACUAAGCAAAUUUAUGAUUCCUUUUUUAAAAAAAAAAAAACAGGCUUGUCAGCAGGUUUUUAUUUCUUCACUUUCCUCUUCUUGAAGAUGAAUUUUCAUGUUUAUACGGAUUAACAAGGCCAUAUCAUUUCAUUUCCUUUAUACAUGUCCAUUCAGCCUUAGUUUACUGUGUGCAGACUUGCAAUUCAGUUACAUACUGUGGCUAACCAUGCGCUUAGAGACCUGUUUUGGACUGUGGUGUUCUUAGUUCACCCAAAAAUGAAAACUAUCCCAUAAGUUUACUCACCCUCAAGCCAUCCUAGGCGUAUAUGACGUUCUUUUUUCAGUCAAACACGAUCAGAGUUCUAUUGAAAAAUAUUCUGGCUCUUCCAAGCUUUAAAAUGGGAGUGAAAAGUAACCAAUAUUUUGAAGCCCAUAAAAGCACAUCCAUCCAUCAUAAAAGUAAUCCAUACGGCUCCAGGGGAUUAAUAAAGGCCUUCUGAAGCGAAACAAUGCAUUUUUGUAAGAGUAAUAUCCAUAUUUAUAACUUUAUAAACUAGAAUUAUGGGAUAAUUUUCAUUUUUGGGUGAACUAACCCUUUAACACUGGUAUUCAUGAUAGAGACCCAGCCAUUCAUCAGUUUUGUCAGCCUUCCUGCUUCCUCCUCCUUCCAGUGUUCAGUUCAGAUGUUGUAGAUAACUGUAUGGUGAUGUGUCCUGUACCCUAAAUUCAUUGUUAUGCAUGAAAACACAAGCCCUCUUCAUCCAAAACUUGAGGACAUUGCAGAAACCUGUCCUUUUGUUGUAGAAGACUCAGGAGGACAAUCUGAGUGUAUUGUUGAGUUUUUGGUCCUCCAAGCUCUUCCGAUGGACUGAAACAUGAAUAUCGGCAGAUAGGUCUUUCACUGAUGGACAGGCCUGGAGGAUGAACUUAGCAUCACCAUAACAUUCAUGCCUUAAGCAUCUCACUAACACCACCACUGCAGCUUGGCCUGGAGAUCACGAAAUGAUUGAAUGUAAUGUACCUCAAGUUUUGUUUCUUUUUCGGCAGGCUGGAAUGUUUGCUACUAUGUCACAACCUCCUUGAGCUUGUGAGAUUUCAUUUGGUGCUUCACCUUACUGUCAGCAAAGUGAUAAUGUAUUACAACAACGCAAAAGUGCAUUGUGUUCCAUUUUCAUUUCGGAGCCUCAUGCACAUUAGUUUCGCUGUUGUGGACUCAUUGAUUCCUGUAAUGAUCACUAGUGAUGGACCUCCGUGGCAUUGAGACCUUCAAGACGAUGAACAAAGCUGGCUCACACUUUCUCAAGGGCUCUUCUUUUAGGUGUUUGUUUCCCUUGUGGGAGAGGGUGUGUGUCUGUGAACAAUGGUGUGUUUUUGUCACUGACAAUCUAUCACUAGAGGUGGAAUCUGUAAUGACUUGAAGAAUUAUUCACUUCUUAGAUAUUUACUUCUCAGAAUAUCUUCUUAAGAAAACAGUUCUCAUGAUUGUCAUCAUCAAUCAAAAUCUUCUCAAUCAAAUCCUGUAUAAGGAAUAAAUAUCUAACUGCUCUGUGCUAGUAAUGUCUGUUUAGUUUUCAUGUGUUUUGUAUUGUUGUGCUACACAUGGGUGCCCUGUCAGUGGGCUAUGAUGGGAGUUACCCAAAUCACAAACCUGUCUGAAGCAUAUGCAAAACCUAAAUGGGAUCCUCUAUAUACAAUAAUAGAGUGAGACUUCUUUUCUCUGUGAAAAGAAAAAAAGAACCAUCUGUUACGACUGGCCAAAUAAAAAGCUCAAACUAAA